This is a messenger RNA of Suricata suricatta (meerkat), 2576 nucleotides long. It is a transcript of the gene CDK9, whose product is annotated as cyclin dependent kinase 9. Gene Ontology annotation, biological process: protein phosphorylation. The record is from RefSeq and is a predicted model, not a curated record. NCBI's taxonomy places the organism in Eukaryota, Metazoa, Chordata, Mammalia, Carnivora, Herpestidae. Gene Ontology annotation, molecular function: ATP binding; cyclin-dependent protein serine/threonine kinase activity. Bases 38 to 1156 code for a protein of 372 amino acids. The transcript has 7 exons. Gene Ontology annotation, cellular component: nucleus.
CGGCGGCGGUGGCGGUGGCGGUGCACUGGAGGCGGCCAUGGCAAAGCAGUACGACUCGGUGGAGUGCCCCUUUUGUGAUGAGGUGACCAAAUACGAGAAGCUCGCUAAGAUCGGCCAAGGCACCUUCGGGGAGGUAUUUAAGGCAAAGCACCGUAAGACCGGCAAAAAGGUGGCUCUGAAGAAAGUGCUGAUGGAGAACGAGAAGGAAGGGUUCCCCAUAACAGCCCUACGGGAAAUCAAGAUCCUUCAGCUUCUAAAACACGAGAACGUGGUUAACUUGAUUGAGAUCUGCCGAACCAAAGCUUCUCCCUAUAACCGUUGCAAGGGCAGCAUAUACCUCGUAUUUGACUUCUGCGAACAUGACCUUGCUGGGCUGCUGAGCAACGUCUUGGUCAAGUUCACGCUGUCCGAGAUCAAGAAGGUCAUGCAGAUGUUGCUCAAUGGCCUCUACUACAUCCACAGAAACAAGAUCUUGCACAGGGACAUGAAGGCAGCCAACGUGCUCAUCACCCGCGAUGGGGUUCUGAAGCUGGCAGACUUCGGUCUGGCCCGGGCCUUCAGUCUGGCAAAGAACAGCCAGCCCAACCGCUACACCAACCGUGUGGUGACGCUCUGGUACCGGCCGCCGGAGCUGUUGCUCGGAGAGCGGGACUACGGCCCCCCCAUUGACCUCUGGGGUGCCGGGUGCAUCAUGGCGGAGAUGUGGACCCGCAGCCCUAUCAUGCAGGGCAACACGGAGCAGCACCAGCUCGCCCUCAUCAGCCAGCUCUGUGGCUCCAUCACCCCCGAGGUGUGGCCCAACGUGGAUAAGUAUGAGCUGUUUGAGAAACUGGACCUGGUCAAGGGCCAGAAGCGGAAGGUGAAGGACAGGCUGAAGGCCUAUGUGCGUGACCCCUACGCGCUGGACCUCAUCGACAAGUUGCUGGUGCUGGAUCCCGCCCAGCGCAUCGACAGCGACGACGCCCUCAACCACGACUUCUUCUGGUCCGACCCCAUGCCCUCGGAUCUCAAGGGCAUGCUCUCCACCCACCUGACGUCCAUGUUCGAGUACCUGGCGCCGCCGCGCCGGAAGGGCAGCCAGAUCACCCAGCAGUCCACCAACCAGAGCCGCAACCCCGCCACCACCAACCAGACGGAGUUCGAACGCGUGUUCUGAGGGCCGGCUGCCGGCUUGUCGCGUCAGGGCAGUUUUCAUUUUUCUCCUGCCGUGUGACCUGCGUGGUGGCAGUUAUGGGGCAUUUGAGUGUUCUCUAGUGCUUUAUUUUAUUUAAUCCCCACCUGGGCACUGGCAAGGCCAGCUGCGUGGACUGGAGGAAAGCUUUGGCCGAAAGCCCAGGAGGGCACGGGGGCUGCCUCCCCUUGUCCCCUGGCUCUCGAGACGAUGACCAGAGGGUCUCCGUUUACUUUCAGACAGGAACGGGGUGGGCGGAGAGGCACACCCCACCAGUGACUUUCUAAGCGUCCCCAGUGUGACCGGAGGAGGGGACAGGCCCCUCGCCCACUGCCAGCCCUUCCUCUCAAGAUGAGAAACUUGUUGGGGGGUAGGGGGGUUGGGGACAGAACCGGCCUUGGGAACGGGCCGGUCUCGGCCCAGCCCUCAGAAACACCAGGGCCGCCAAGAAUUUGGUUUCUUCAGUAGGACAUUUUAUCGUGUUUUCUUUCAUUCGGUUGUUUGGAGACAUUCCUGGACAGAGUUUGGUCAGUUACCAUUAAAGUUGGCUUUUUUUUUUUUCUUUUUUCUUUUUUCUUUUUCCCCCAGUAAGUGGUUAUGUGCUGUGUUCUGUGUUCAGACCGCCAGCUCUUAACCCCGUGGCCAGCCUGUUGGGCCUAACUGUUGAGAUUUGACUUGUCCACUCUUGGCUCUUUCCUUCAUCCCCGUCCAUGCCUCCGGACAUAAUUGUAGAGUCUUUUGUUUUUCUUUUGAGUACCUUCCAGAACACCUGUUACGAUGCUCUCUCCGUCUCCUCUCCUCCAUGUCAGAGGAAAAGGGAAGACAGAUGAGACAGGGUAUCAGUUCCCCGGAGAAGGAUCCCGGGAGGGUCUGCGGUCGGCCGCAUCUGGAGCGGUGACAGACGUGGCAGUGACCGGCAGACGUGUUCACACCUGACUCACUGGCACAGAAGGCUGCAGAAGGCUCUUAAUCAGAAUGAGAACCGUCAGAUGCGUAGCUUGCCAAGGGCCCUCGGGCUGCUGAGUAGUGGGUGGCUUAGGGGAGGCGAGAGAGGAAGGACCAGAGCAGUUUAAAGGAUCCUCAGGGUUUUGGGGAGGUGGCAGCCGCCUGGAUUAGGAUGCUGAGCAGGCAGGAGGACAGAGAACUCUGUGACCGCCGGAGUGUCAGGUAUCGGAGCUCCUUGGAUGAGAAGCACAUUCUGGAGGAUUCGUCUCUUGUGAGCACGAAGCUGAGAACAGACACGUUUUGGGGCAAAUUCUUCUACACUCUGGUCACAGGUGGAGGCCUUUGGAAGGGGGUCCCCAGAGGAAGGUCGGCCAAACCUCUUGCCAGAACUGUCCCUGCAGAAAUGGACCCGGAUCCCCGCUUCACAAAAGUCAAGUUGAAGUAAAAACAAAAAAAACCA